Anolis sagrei ordinatus is the source of this 7416-nucleotide messenger RNA. RefSeq names its product VPS26 retromer complex component B (gene VPS26B). The record is from RefSeq and is a predicted model, not a curated record. Lineage: Eukaryota; Metazoa; Chordata; Lepidosauria; Squamata; Anolidae. Gene Ontology annotation, cellular component: retromer complex; endosome. Gene Ontology annotation, biological process: retrograde transport, endosome to Golgi; intracellular protein transport.
CCCGGGCGGGGCGCAUGCGCAGUUGGAGAGUUCCCCGGGACGCGGCGCGAGCUCGGCAACAGCAGCAGCAGAGGCAGCAGCAGCAGCAGCGGGUGGAAAAAAAAGGCAAAGCCGGGACAACGCAUCAGGACUUCCUUCUGCAAAAGAAAAAACUACAGGGUUGGGUUUUUUCUUGCAUUGCACUGGAGCUGCGUUGCAUUGGAGGCGGAGGCCUCCUUGCAGCCUGCUCUGUGCAGCCUCCUUCCCAGGCCUCCCUCCUGCCUGGGAAAGCAACGCCCCCUGAAAUCCCUGGGAUCAGGCCCACCUUGCAACAGCCUUGAGGGCAGGCCUGGGCAUGGAGAUGAAUUAGAUCUGCCUCCUCUUUGCACUCCUCCUUUUGCACCCUCUUUUGCACGCCUCCCUUGGAGGUCAGAAGGAGGAGGAAUUGCCUUCCCCAGCUCAUCCCCUCUCCAGGACCAUUGCUGAACCCAUGAAGCUUUGCAGAGCACCCCCCUUGUUGCUAUUCUUAUACAGCACCCCUGCUUCCCUCAUUCCCAUCUUCUGAAUCCCUUCUGGGCCUUCUUUGGCUCCUCAUUUGCAAUCUCAAGAGGAAAGCAGAUGAAGCCUCCCUGCAUCCUUGUUCAUAUUGGUCCCAAAUAGCAUCCCCAAUGGGCUUUGCUUUCCCCAGGGCUACAUCUCUGUCCAAAGUUUCCUUUUAGUGUUUUGGUAGCCAUUCCCUUGCUGAAACAAGCCAAAAGCCAUUCCUUCGCCAAAGCAAAGCAAGGACCAACUCUCUGGAUCCGGGAAAGGUUUGGUCCAGCUCUGCUGAAUCCUUAAGCACCGUCAGUGGGUUGAGACCAUAUCCCAUUACUAUUAUCAUUGGGUUCAAGCAGCAUCUCGAAUGGGCUUUGCUUUCCCCAUUUUCUGAAGCCUUGGCUUUCCCCAGGGUUACAUCUUUGUCCAAAGUUUCCUCUGGGGUUGACAUUUUAUUGUUUUGGUAGCUGUCCCCUUGCUGAAACAAGACAGGACUAUUUCUGGAUCUGGGAAAGGUUUGGUCCAGCUCUGCUGAAUCCUUAAGCACCGCCAGUGGGUUGAGACCGCAUCCCGUUACUAUUAUCAUUGGGUUCAAGCAACAUCCCCGAUGGGCUUUACUUUCCCCAUUUUCUGAAGCCAGGGCUGCACCUUUGUCUAAAGUUUCUCCUGGGGUUGACAUUCUAUUGUUUUGGUAGCUGUCCUUUGCUGAAACAAGCCAAGAGCCAUUCUUUUGCCAAAGCAAGACAGGACUGUCUUUCUGGAUCUGGGAAAGGUUUGGUCCAGCUCUGCUAAAUCUUUAAGCACUGCCAGUGGGUUGAGAUCGUAUCCCAUUGCUAUUAUCAUUGGGUUCAAGCGGCAUCCCCGAUGGGCUUUGCUUUCCCCAUUUUCUGAAACCUUGGCUUGCGCCUUUAUCUAAAGUUUCCUCUGGGGUUGACAUUUUAUUAUUUUGGUAGCUGUCCCCUUGCUGAAACAAACCAAGAGCCAUUCCUUUGCCAAAGCAAAACAGAACUAUAUUUCUGGAUCUGGGAAAGGUUUGGUCUAGCUCUGCGAAAUUCUUAAGUGUUGCCAGUGGGUUGAGACCGUAUCCCAUUACUAUUAUCAUUGGGUUCAAGCAGCAUCUUGAGAUGUGCUUUGUUUUCCCCAUUUUCUGAAGCCGUUUUUGGCUUCUUUGCUGAGUCCCCUCGGGGAGAUAGGGCGGAAUACAAAUAAAUUGUUAUUAUUAUUAUUAUUAUUAUUAUUAUUAUCGCUCCUCAUUCACGCUUAGACGGAAAGCCCUCUCUUGGCUUCCUGGAAAAGUACGCAAUUGGAUCACCGGAUCUCUGAAAAGCUUAGUCCAACUCCACCGAACUAGAGAACCCUCAUUGAGAUUUGCUUGUGGAUUGAAAUUGGACCCCAUUUUUAAUAUCGUUAGAUGCAAGUAGCAUCCCGGAUUGGUUUUGCUUUCCCUGUUUUCUGAAGCCUUGCUUCCACUUGCCUUGUCUUCUCAUUCAAGCCUGGCAACUUGGCAGCCUCAGGAGGAAAGCCCGCUCUUUGCCCACGGCCCGGGAUUCCUUAUGAGCAAGGAUAGCCACCUCCUGCUGCUUUCUCUUCCUGGCUUGGUAACCUUUCCGAAAGAAGACAGGAUCAUCUUUCUGGAUCUGUGAAAGGGGUUGGUCCAACUCCUCCGAACUGGAGAACUCAUUGGGUUGAGAUCGCUGGGUUCUUCUGCUUUUGCUCCUUGGGGUUCGGCCCCAUUCUCUCCCCGCCAUCAUCAUGAGCUUCUUUGGGUUUGGACAGACCGCCGACUUGGAACUGGUCCUGAGCGACGCCGAAAGCAGGCGCCGGGCAGAACACAAGACCGAAGAAGGCAAGAAGGAGAAGUACUUCCUCUUCUACGACGGAGAGACAGUUUCGGGGAGGGUCAUCCUCACCCUCAAGCACCCCAACAAACGCCUGGAGCACCAAGGCAUCAAGGUGGAGUUCAUCGGGCAAAUUGAACUGUAUUACGACCGAGGGAACCACCAUGAAUUUGUGUCCCUGGUGAAGGAUUUGGCCCGUCCAGGUGAAUUCACCCAAUCACAGACCUUCGAUUUCGAAUUCACGCAUGUCGAGAAACCUUAUGAGUCUUAUACCGGACAGAACGUGAAGCUAAGGUAUUUCCUCCGUGCCACGGUGAGCCGUAGGCUGAACGAUGUGGUGAAGGAAAUGGACAUUGUUGUGCACACGCUGAGCACGUACCCCGAACUCAACUCCUCCAUCAAGAUGGAAGUGGGGAUUGAAGAUUGCCUGCACAUCGAGUUUGAGUACAAUAAAUCCAAAUACCAUUUAAAAGACGUGAUUGUUGGGAAGAUCUAUUUCCUCCUGGUGCGGAUCAAGAUCAAGCACAUGGAGAUCGACAUCAUCAAGAGGGAGACCACGGGGACUGGGCCCAACGUGUACCACGAGAAUGAUACAAUAGCAAAAUACGAGAUCAUGGAUGGGGCUCCAGUAAGAGGGGAAUCCAUCCCCAUUAGGCUCUUCUUGGCCGGCUAUGAGCUGACGCCCACCAUGAGGGACAUCAAUAAGAAGUUCUCAGUGCGCUAUUACCUCAACCUGGUGCUGAUUGAUGAAGAGGAGCGGCGCUAUUUUAAACAGCAGGAGGUGGUGUUAUGGCGCAAAGGGGACAUUGUACGGAAGAGCAUGUCCCAUCAGGCUGCGAUUGCCUCCCAGCGUUUCGAAGGCACAUCCUCCCAGACAGAAAGCAGGCCGUCCAGCCAGCCAUCAGAGAACAACGGCCGACAGUGAGAGGCCCGGCCAAGGAGGAGGUUCAAGAGAAGGUCCUUCGGUCAAGCCUUGGACCUGCAGAGCAGGAAGGAGGAUGCCCAUCUUUCACCAGAGACUUGCAAACACACAUUAUCUGUUGGGUUGUGAGUGUGUGUGCGUGUUUUUCUCCCCUUCUUAUUCAUUUCUUUAUUCCUUUUUCUCCUAAGGACUAGCAACGUGCAGGACAGGGAGGGAAACAGCGCAUGUGAUGGCAACAUUCAAUGUUCCAUGGGGUGGGGUGGAAAGUCUGAUGCUUGUCGAGCAUGAGGGGGACUGUGGGAAAAGAGUGUUUGUGUUGCAGCAGUUUUUUGUGUAUUCAAAACGUAACGAACCUUGUUGAUUUGACUGUACAUACAACUUUUUUCCUGAACUUCCUCUUUUCUCCCCCUUCCCUCACUCCCACUUGCAUCAUUCACACGUAUGCAUACAUAGUUCUGUAUCUGAGGCACAUGUGGGAAAAUCCCCUUCAUUCAGCAUCGAGGGAAAAAUUAAAAUGGGUAGUUGCAUUUUGUUGUUGGUAUCCAGAAAGGGCAAUUGAAGAGAGAUAUUGGCAAGGUGGAAUGUGUCCAGAGGAGGGCGACUAAAAUGAUCAAGGGUCUGGAGAACAAGCCCUAUGAGGAGCGGCUUAAAGAGCUGAGCAUGUUUCGCCUGCAGAAGAGAAGGCUGAGAGGAGACAUGAUAGCCAUGUGUGAGGGAAAGUCAUAGAGAGGAGGGAGCAGGCUUGUUUUCUGCUGCGUUGGAGACUAGGACACGGAGCAAUGGCUUCAAACUACAGGAAAGGAGAUUCUACCUGAACAUUAGGAAGAACUUCCUAACUGUGAGAGCUGUUCAGCAAUGGAACUCUUUACCCCAAAGUGUGGUAGAGGCUCCUUCUUUGAAGGCUUUCAAACAGAGGCUGGAUGGCCAUCUGCUGGGGGUGCUUUAAACGCAAUAUUCCUGCUUCUUGGCAGAAUGGGGUUGGACUGGAUGCCCCAUGAGGUCUCUUCCAAGGCUUUUCAAAGGUAGAGAUGGUAGAUCUUGGGCUCCAAACAUCUGGAGGACCAAAGGUUCACCAAGGAGAAGGUCACUAUGUGUUUCUGAGUCUGUGUUUGGAGUACAGUUCAGAAAGCAAAGAUACUGUAUUACCAGAAUGGUAAUUUCUCCAGAAUGGAUAUCCCAGGGUUCCUUUCUCUCUCCAAAUUUGUAUGAUCCCACCCACUGCCUCUCGUUUAACCUUUUCUUACCCAUUCCUAUGGCAAACAAUGCUUUUUUUCAAAUUCUGCAGGGGUUAGGGAGAGGGGAAUGACCCUCCCUGUGUGGGAGUUGUAGUUCACCCUGCAUCCAGAGAUACUGUAUUACCAGAAUGCGGGAGUUGUAGUUCACCCAGCAUCCAGAGAUACUGUAUUACCAGAAUGCGGGAGUUGUAGUUCACCCUGCAUCUAGAGAUGCUGUAUUACCAGAAUGCGGGAGUUGUAGUUCACCCUGCAUCUAGAGAUGCUGUAUUACCAAAAUGAUAAUUUCUCCAGAAUGGACAUCCUAGGGUUCCUUUCUCUCUCCAAAUUUGCAUGACCCCACCCACUACUUCUGACUUAACCUUUUCCUACCCAUUCCUAUGACAAACAAUGCUUUUUUCCAAAUUUUGCAGUGAUUAGGGAGAGGGGAAUGACCCGCCCGUGCAGGAGUUGUAGUUCACCCUGCAUCCAGAGAUACUGAAUUACCAAACUUCCCAAAACAAACACUGCUUUUCUCAAGUAACCCCGGUAUCACCGGGUCCUCAAGCUAGUAGAAUAUAGAGUUGGAAGAGACCACAUGGGUCAUCCUGUCCAAUACCCAUGCUAUAUUCCAUUGAGGAAACAUUACAUAGGAGGAAAUCAGAAAUGUUUUCCCACUUGAAAUGUGAGAUUCAGAGCUCUAUGAAAACCCCAAAUCGGCCCCUGCAGAGAGGUCUUCCUGCCUCCUGCUGUUCCUAGGCAUGUUUGUGCUUUUAGGAAGAGGAAUUCAAUCAACACAGCCUUACUGCUCCCAAACCAAGAGAAUGCAGGAAGGCUGAUGUGACCCCUUAAUGCAGUUCCUCAUGUUGUGGUGACCCCCAACCAUAACAUUAUUUUCGUUGCUACUUCAUAACUAUAAUUUUUCUAUUGUGAUUAAUUGUAAUGUAAAUAUCUGAUAUGCAGGAUGUAUUUUCAUUCACUGGACCAAAUUUGGCACAAAUACCCGACAUGCCCAAAUUUGAAUAUUGGUGGUAUUGAUUUUGUCAUUUGGGAGUUGUCAUUGCUGGGAUUUAUAGUUCACCUACAAUCCAGGAGCAUUCUCAACUCCGCCGACAAUGGAAUUUAACCAAACUUAGCACACACAACUCGCAUGACCAACAGAAAAUAUUGGAAGGGUUUGGUGGGCAUUGACCUUGAGUUUUGGAGUUGUAGUUCACCUACAUCCAGAGAACACUGUGGACUCAAAUAAUGAUGGAUUUGGACCAAACUUGGCACGAAUACUCAAUAUGCCCAAAUGUGAACACCAGUGGAAGUUUGGGGAAAACAGACCUUGACAUUUGGGAGUUGUAGUUGCUGGGAUUUAUAGUUCACCUACAAUCAAAGAGCAUUCCGAACUCCACCAAUGAUGGCAUCGAACCAAACGUGGCAUACAGGACUCCCAUGACCAACAGAAAGCACUAGAAGGGUUUGGUGGGCAUUGAUCUUGAGUUUGGGAGUUGUAGUUCACCUACAUCCAGAGAGCACUGUGGACUCAAACCAUGAUGGAUUUGGACCAAAUUUGGCACGAAUACUCAAUAUGCCCAAAUGUGAACGCCAGUGGAGUUUGGGGAAAAUAGACCUUGUCAUUUGGGUGUUGUAGUUGCUGGGAUUUAUAGUUUACCUACAAUCAAAGAGCAUUCUGAAUCCCACCAAUGAUAGAAUUGGGCCAAACUUCCCACACAGAACCUCUACGAGCAACAGAAAACACUGUUUUCUGGUGGUCUUUGGCAUCCCCUCUGACCUCCCCUUGCAACCCCCACCCAGGGGUCCCAACCACCAGGUUGAGAAACGCUGCCUUAGAGAAAGCGCCCCACCAAGAACGAUUCAUAGCUGGUACUUCUUAUCCAGAAUCUUUUGCUGUGUGCAAAGCCUUGGGCAGAGAGAGAGAGAGAGAGAGACUCAUGAUCCCUUAGUUCAUUCAACAUGACAAUCUAGGAAUGAUUCCCUCGGCUCCGGGGAGAGGUGGAUGAGCUCCCUCUAUCAACUCCAGCUCCUCAUGCGGGGACAUGAGAGAAGCCUCCCACAAGUAUGAUAAAAACAUCAAAUCAUCCGGGCGUCCCCUGGGCAACGUCAGUGCAGAUGGCCAAUUCUCUCACACCAGAAGCAACUUGCAGUUUCUCAAGUCGCUCCUGACACGAGAAAAACCCUUUCCAGAAGGGUUCCCUAUUUGGUGAAGAACUCCAGAUCAGAUCAGGCAAUCAUAAAAUAUAUAAUUUUUUCAGCCUUUGCUGCAAAAGUGUAUUUUGGUGUAACCCGAGUCUAGGAAGCACAAAUAAAAUUUGGACGCUUUCUCCAAAGUGCCAGGAGAGUCCUAUAAAAACUGCCUCUCCAAACCUGAAAAAAAUCAAAACAUUGGAGGCAAAGCUCUAAAGAGAUGGAAGCAAUAUCUUUGUCCUUAAAUGUACAGAGUUAGAUGGGUGUUUUCUUCCUCCAGCAUGGGUCGUUCUUUUUGUUUCCAACCUUUGCAUAGACAUAACGGACAAUUGCCAUUGCUUUUCUGCCCCCCGUCCCUGUUUUGUGAUAAAUAUGCACUUUCCUUCCGUAGAGGGCCUAAAAUACUGAAUGUUAGUUCCGAGAUCUUGUAAAUUUGCAAGCUGAGCCGACCGUCCUUCCUCCAAAAGAAACCGUUUGCAUGUCAUUGAACAACUUAGUGAAUACUUUCCUAUUUUGCCUUUUGACUUCAGCACUUUGAGGAAUGUGUUUUAAGCUUCUCCCCAUCGCCCUUCUCGGAAAAGGAUGGGGACUGGAAUUCGAAAACCCCUUUCCCUUCCAAUAAAAGGAAAGCCGAGAUGCCCACAGUUUUAAUGAAUUCUUGGACAUAACACGCUUUUUUUAUAUAGUUGUAUAUUCGUUUCCUUUCUGUAAUAAAAUAAAAGUGCAGUUUUAGAUCUUA